Messenger RNA from Bicyclus anynana (squinting bush brown), 2179 nucleotides. RefSeq names its product guanine deaminase. The transcript is spliced from 8 exons. The coding region runs from base 279 to 1610 and encodes 443 amino acids. Gene Ontology annotation, biological process: guanine catabolic process. The record is from RefSeq and is a predicted model, not a curated record. Gene Ontology annotation, molecular function: guanine deaminase activity; zinc ion binding. Lineage: Eukaryota; Metazoa; Arthropoda; Insecta; Lepidoptera; Nymphalidae. Gene Ontology annotation, cellular component: cytosol.
UUUCAUUUUGAUUGAUUGAUGGUACUUGUAUUUUGGUUCGUUUGUUAUCAAACAAGUAGAAUUUUGUGAUAAUAAUAAAAAAAAGCUAUUGUGAUAAUGUUAAUUGUGAAGAAUAGAAUACGUCAAUUGUAAACUGUGACGCUGUUUCUUCGUUAUCUCAUAUUUGAGCCAGUUUACUUGUAACCUCAAUUCAACUUCAUUUGUAAUUUGCGAUCAAGCUGCAAAAGUUAACAUAGUUAAACUUAAACUUUUAAUACUUUAGUCUUGUUAUUUGUAUAAUGAGUAAAUUUAUUAUAGUAGGCGACAUAGUCUCGCCAACUUCUUUGAAUGAGUUACAAUGCUACAGUGGAUACAUACAAGUUGAGAAUGGAAAGAUAACAGAAGUGGGCACCAGAGAAGCUUUUGACAUAAAACAGAAUGUAGGACUUCAUAUAGAUGUUAUCAAACCUGAACAGUUUGUAAUGCCUGGCUUUGUGGACUGUCACACACAUGCACCCCAGUUCCCUAACCUCGGUCUGGGUCUAGACCGCCCCCUGCUGGAGUGGCUCGAUAAAUACACUUUUCCUUUAGAAAAUAAGUACAGCGAUGAACAGUUUGCUGCCAAUGUUUACGAAAAAGUUGUGAAAAGGCUAUUAAAUAAUGGAACAACAACAGCUUGCUAUUUUGGAUCAUUGCAUUUGAAUGGCACUUUGGAACUAGUGAAGAGUGCGAUACAACACAACCAGAGAGCUCUAGUGGGGAAAGUGAGCAUGAAUAUACAGAAUAAUGCAGGCUACUACAACAAUACUGCUGAUGAGUUGAGAGAUGUUGAAUUAUUUAUAAACAGUGUGAAUGGAUACCAGAAUUCGCUGGUUGAACCCAUAAUUACUCCAAGGUUUGCAGUGAGUUGUGACGGUGAGCUUAUGAGAGGGUUGUCCAACUUAGCUAAUAAAUACCAGUGUGCCAUACAGAGUCAUAUAUCAGAAAAUAAAAAGGAAAUAGAGUAUGUGUUACAAAUACAUUCAAGCUGUUCAGAUUAUACAGACAUUUACAACCGAUGUGGCAUUUUGAACAACAGGUGUAUAAUGGCGCACGCGGUAUAUCUCAGUGAUACAGAGAUGUCGACGUUUGCUCGGCUUGGUGUAUCCGUGGCACAUUGUCCUGCUUCCAACACGAGGCUGAGGUCCGGCAUGUGUCCUGUCCGGAGACUCUUAGACUACAACGUGAGUGUCGGGCUCGGGACAGACGUGUCUGGAGGCGACAGCGCCAGUAUACUGGACGCGAUGAGACGCGCCAUGGACGUGUCCGAACAUUUGAGCAUGACGCAGGGGGUCGGACCGGCUAUCGGCUGGAAGGAGGCGCUAUAUCUAGCCACUGCAGGCGGUGCUAAAGCUUUGGGCCUCCAAGACAGAAUCGGCACGUUCGAAGUCGGCAAAUCGUUCGACGCGCUGCUGAUAGACAUGGCUGUUCCGCACGGACCCAUAGACAAUUAUACCACCUCCUCGGCAGGAACGGACGCUAUCGUGGACAAAGUACAGAAGUUUGUCUAUUGCGGCGACGACAGAAACAUCGUUCAGGCUUACGUCAAUGGAAAGCAAGUUAAAAAUAUACAACAGUCUUGGACAAAAUGAUUUAUUUUUUAUCAUUAUAAAUUUGACAUUAAUUUUCUUAAAUAGUUUUGGGUUCUGUCACUACAGAGUUCAUUAUUUUUUUUUACCAGGCUCAAAAGGGCUAGAACUCUUAAAGCCAGUUGAAAAAACAUUUUUUUAUCAUGAAUUUAUUACAAUUAUUGAUAUUAUCAUUCCAAUGUAUGAAUAUCAUCAUUCCAUGACGAUUUUUGUCAUUUACUAAUUGUAUAAUCAUUUUUGUGAUAUCUUUUAUAUCUUGACCAAGACAAUAUUAAUUUUAAAUAUACACGAUUUUUUAUAAUUUACACGUUUGUAAUCACAUUUUUUUUUUUUUAAUUUGCAGGUUAAAUUGUGAUAAUAAUUGUAAAUCUAUUUUUAAAAUUGUUGUUUUAUACACCUGUAUAUGGUUGUCAAUGUCAUAUGGUUUUUGUAAAUAUUUUAUACAGCUUUUUUAUGCAGAACAUUCCAAAAUAAUUAGUGCAAAAGGCUAUGCUAGUUUAUAUCAAGAGUGAUUUAUAUGACACUAAGUAAUAAGUAUAUAAUAUAUGAAUAAAAAUGAAAUUCCAGAAAUA